GACGAAUGUCGGUAAGCUCUCUACGAUCAUCUGUUACAAACACGAGAAAUUGUAACUCUUACGUUGUACUUCCGACUUUCAUCAUCUUAAAAGCGGCAUCAUCCAAUCCCCAACUAUGACUGCAAAAAAGAUGAAUGAAAAAAUGGUGUUCUACUUUCC
Messenger RNA from Amoebophrya sp. A25, 159 nucleotides. Lineage: Eukaryota; Dinophyceae; Syndiniales; Amoebophryaceae. The record is from the annotation of a GenBank genome assembly.